GCGAAGUUACCCCCAUGCGUUCCACCAUUCCAGUGGAGAAGAGGGUUGAUGAUGCGCUGUACAAGUUGUGCUCGAGCGCAGGAGACCGCAUCAUCGCCAACCUGUUCGGCCUGGAACGGUCCACCGCAAACGAGAACUACAGGGAGUUCUGCAGGGUUUUUGUCUCUAUCCUCGAGCAAGACUGGCUCAAUAUGGUGAGCGCCGCCGAGCCUCCGGACCACACCCGGGAGUUCCAAGCUGCUCUGGAGUUUCCUCGGGGCAUAGGGCGCUGGAUGGUUGCCGCUUCCCCAUCUCACCACCGAAAGUCAGCGCGAGCGACUACCACAACUACAGGGGCUGGUACAGCAUCAUCUUACUGGCCCUCGUAGACCACCGUUACCGGUUCCGGUAUGUGAACGUCGGGACACCAGGGCGGUGCCACGACGCACAUGUGUACCGGAGGUCGGCUUUGGCGGCUGCUCUGCAAGGACCAACGCUGCAGAUGUCUAUGGUCACCGUCAACGGGACCACCGUGCCGCCCCUGAUCCUGUGUGAUCAGGCAUUCCCUUUAACGUCCUACAUGCUCAAGCCGUACCCACGCAAGGACGUUAAGAAAGGCUCUUCACAGGAAGGCUUCAACCGACAGCUGUCGUCUGCUCUCCUGGUCAUGAAGGACGCCUUCGGAAGAGUCAAGGCCCGAUUCCGCUUCAUUAUGAAGAGGGUAGAGUGCGAGGUGGACAAUGCCCGGCUUGUUGUGCGAGCCUGCUGCAUUUUAAACAUUGUGUGCGAACAUUUCAAAGACGGUGUCAAGCCCCAGUGGCUCAGCGACGUGGCGACGGAAAACAAAAUCAUUCUGCAACCGUUGUGCACCAAAGAUGCCGAGGCAGACAACGGGCAGAGCGUCAGGGACGCCAUUGCGCAGUCUCUACACCAACUUUUGAGGCAAAUGGUCUAGAUGAAGAGCUCAAGUGGCUGCUCUUGUUUUCAGCGACAGAAAGACCAAGACCACAGACCCUGACAGCUACGAGGGCCCUUUGUAGUGCUUGAAGAACAAAAGGCCCUUUUAAGGUCAAACAAAUCUGGCUUUGUAGCGUAACACUUGUUGCCAACCCCCGUGUCCCAAGUGAAGUCUCAUGUUUUGGUCAAUAUGCUUAGCCUUCUGUAUGCUUUCAUGUGGCUUUUAUAGCACUAUUUUAAUAAAUUUUAAGUCAU
Molecule: messenger RNA, 1191 nt
Organism: Ixodes scapularis (black-legged tick)
Lineage: Eukaryota; Metazoa; Arthropoda; Arachnida; Ixodida; Ixodidae
Exons: 2
Coding region: 482-934 (150 amino acids)
Source: RefSeq, a predicted model, not a curated record